AUGUUUCCUUCUGAAGGGGAUAUCGCUCGCGCCUUCGCCUCCCAAAGCCCUCUGGGCCAGUCUCAGCAGACCCAACAGCCGGAAGCUGCGGGCUUGAAGAGACGCCAGCCGUUCCCCGCCUGGAACGUUGUCGAGGACAUCGAAAAGAAGGCCGAUGCUAUCGCUAAGGAAGCGAGCCGAGAGUUCGAAGUUGCGAGUCAGAAAGCUCAAGCCAAGACCGGCAAGAUCGAGCCAUGGACUCCUAAGUACUAUGCUGCUUGCACGGUUGGAGGAAUGCUUGCUUGCGGUCUCACCCACACCGCUGUGACGCCUCUGGAUUUGAUCAAAUGCCGCCGUCAGGUCGAUCCUCUGCUGUACAAGAGUAAUGCAGAGGCAUUCCGUACAAUUCGCGGUGCAGAGGGUCUCCGCGGAGUUUUCACCGGUUGGGGUCCCACUUUCUUUGGAUACAGUGCCCAAGGAGCGUUCAAAUAUGGUGGUUAUGAGUUCUUCAAGAAGUUUUACAGCGACCUUGUCGGGGUUGAGAACGCAGCACGGUGGAAGACUUCUCUGUACUUGACCGCCAGUGCGUCGGCGGAGCUUAUCGCUGAUGUCGCCCUGUGUCCGUUCGAGGCCGUCAAGGUGCGCAUGCAGACGACUAUCCCACCUGAUAUUCGAUCAACAUUUACUGGUAUCUCUAGCGUGGUUAAUAAAGAAGGUGUGGCCGGCCUGUACAAGGGUCUCUACCCUCUCUGGGGUCGACAGAUCCCUUACACCAUGAUGAAGUUUGCGUCUUUCGAAACGAUUGUCGAGAUGAUCUAUAACUCCCUGCCGGGUCAAAAGUCUGACUACAACAAGGGUGCGCAGACCGCCGUUGCCUUCACCGGUGGUUACCUGGCUGGUAUCCUUUGCGCCGUCGUGUCGCACCCAGCAGAUGUCAUGGUCAGUAAGUUGAAUGCGAACCGUCAGGCCGGGGAGGCAUUUGGAGCAGCGAUGAGCCGGAUCUACAAGGACAUUGGCUUUGGAGGUCUCUGGAACGGUCUUCCCGUCCGUAUCGUCAUGAUCGGCACCUUGGUAAGUGCAUCGGUAUCUGUUUCUCAGAUCAUGACUGACUUGGUAUCUCCUCUAGACCGGACUGCAGUGGAUGAUGUAUGUGUUACUUCAGAUAUCCAGUAUGCCCCUCUCGAUAGACAGCGGCUGACGUUUUGCAGUUACGAUUCGUUCAAGAUCUUCAUGGGUCUUCCCACGACUGGCGGUGGCCCUCCUGCAGAGAAGAAGUAA
Aspergillus luchuensis is the source of this 1257-nucleotide messenger RNA. RefSeq names its product putative mitochondrial phosphate carrier protein. Bases 1 to 1257 code for a protein of 418 amino acids. Gene Ontology annotation, molecular function: phosphate transmembrane transporter activity. Gene Ontology annotation, biological process: mitochondrial phosphate ion transmembrane transport. Lineage: Eukaryota; Fungi; Ascomycota; Eurotiomycetes; Eurotiales; Aspergillaceae. Gene Ontology annotation, cellular component: mitochondrial inner membrane. The transcript is spliced from 4 exons. The record is from RefSeq and is a predicted model, not a curated record.